GAAAAAGUUGAACACGAGCCAUCCGGUCAAAAGUGGUUACUAUCUUCCAUCAUCAUCCCUCUUUGGCUAAGAGUUACGCCCCUCCUCUUUCAGCAAUCUCACCUUUUGCCGUUUAUGUGGUAAACUUUGCCAAGGUUGGCAUUUCAUCCUCAACCGGUUUGGUUGUAAAAGUGGGCAGUAGAAGGAAAAGCUUAUUCAAAACAGAAACCUAGAUUCCCUACAAGUCUCUAAUUAUCAUCAAUCGCCAAUAUGGCUACUCUCAACGUAAAAGAUGCUUUGUCCUAUUUGGACCAGGUAAAAGUUCAAUUCUCUGAACAACCUGACGUAUACAAUCGAUUCUUGGAUAUCAUGAAAGAUUUCAAAAGUCAAUCCAUCGAUACACCAGGCGUAAUUGAACGUGUCUCCACCCUUUUCCGAGGCCAUCCAAGUCUAAUACAAGGCUUCAACACAUUCUUGCCUCCGGGCUAUAGAAUCGAAUGUAGCUCUGAUCCAAGCGAAAGCAACUUGAUCACAGUUACAACACCUACAGGUACAACAACACAAACACCGGGUGGAGUGGGCAUCGCUGGCGCUAUUAACCGAGCCGGUGGCCCAGCAGCCAGACCCAGAGAUCCGGCAGAAGGGCAUGGUCAUCCACAUCCACCUCCCGUCUUGCCUCCAGGAAGUCUACAUCAUCGUCCACACUCUCCUGGUGGUGCACCGACCACGCCAGGUGCUGCCGCUGGUGCUGGCGUCUUGAGUCAUUCAGAUGCCAAUGCUAUGAACGACAAACGUCCACCAGUGGAGUUCAACCAUGCGAUCACCUAUGUCAACAAGAUCAAACAACGCUUCUCCAAUGACCCCGAUACAUACAAGCAAUUCUUGGAAAUUCUUCAAACAUAUCAAAGAGAACAAAGACCGAUCCAAGAUGUUUAUGCACAGGUUACCACCCUUUUCGAAAACGCAAAAGAUCUGUUGGAUGAAUUUAAGCAAUUCCUACCCGAUACAAGCGCUGGCGGUCAACAAAGCGGUGGCUUGUUUGGCUUGAUGGGACAGAUGACAUCCGGCAUGGGAGCAGGUAAUGUUGGUGCUCCGAUGCCGAUGCAUAGAAUGGAUCCAGUACACGACAAGAAGCCCGGUAUGGUUGGACCUGGCGGCCAAAUGGUAGGAGGACCAACACCAAGCCGAAAGAAGAGAAGCGCAAAUCCAGCCGUUGCCGAUACUGGUAGACCGGGACAGAAGCCAAAGAAGACCAAGAGCGGACAUCACAAAGAUCGUUCUCCCAUGCGAGAAAUGAGUCCAUCGUUCCAUGGUAUGGCCCCUCCAGGUGCUCUGAUGCAUCCGUAUGGACCAGAAGGCGGUAUGUUGCCUCCAGAAGCGAUGAUGCAGCCUGGUAUGAUGGGACCACCCGGUAUGCCUGGAAUGGCUCCUAACAUGCCACCUGGGCAAAGUGCAUUAGCCACAGUAGACGAAGUCGCCUUCUUUGAACGUGUGAAGAAGCACAUCGAUGAUCGGCCGACAUACAUUGAAUUUUUGAAAUUGCUGAACCUUUUCACGCAAGAUAUAAUAGAUAUGCGAACGCUAGUCGAUCGCGCUGCUCUCUUUAUCGGAGGCCAACGGGAUCUAUUUAAUACGUUCAAGUCAUUGUGUGGCUAUGAAAUGGGCAAGAAUGGAUGGCUAGACAACGAAGAUCCAAUCAUCGAGAAUGUACCAGCGAUUCAACGUGAACGGGUUGAUCUUAGCACAUGCAAGAUCCAUGGAGCCUCUUACCGCAAGCUUCCGAGGGCAGAAAUCCGAGUCGCUUGUUCCGGCCGUGAUCCGAUGUGCUGGGAAGUGUUGAACGAUGUUUGGGUAAGCUAUCCAACCUUGGCAUCAGAAGCAGAAGGUUUCAAUCCACACAAAAAGAAUGUGUAUGAAGAUGCACUUUAUAGAAGUGAGGAAGAAAGACACGAAUAUGAUUAUCAUAUUGAAGCAAACUUACGGACGAUUGCCUUGCUUGAGCCAAUCGCGGCAAGAAUAAGCAUGAUGGAUCACGAAGAACGACAGGCAUUCCGUUUGAAACCAGGCUUGGGCGGUCAAAGCAAAAGUAUCUACCAACGAGUCAUUAAAAAGAUCUACGGACGGGAUCAUGGUGUUGAAGUGAUUAAUGCUUUACACGACAACCCUUGCAAUGCCGUUCCCGUUGUAUUGGCUCGAUUGAAGCAGAAAGACGAAGAAUGGAAGCGCUGUCAACGUGAAUGGAAUAAGGUCUGGCGUGAAGUAGAUGCACGCAAUUACUACAAAUCUUUAGACCAUCAAGGUGUGAACUUCAAAUCAUCUGACAAGAAGGCAAUCACUUCUAAAGCAUUUGUUGCAGAAAUUGAAAGCAGACGCAUUCAACAGAUCCAAAGACGGCUUGCUUUGGAUGCAAGUUUGCCGCGACCCAAGGUGGAUCAUCAGAUGACGUAUCAAUUGGACGAUUUGAAUGUUCUGGUUGAUGUCGUUAAGCUCUCGUUCAGCUUCUUGGAUCGUGCCGCUUACAACAAGGCAGAUUGCGACCGGAUAGAAUCAUUCUUGCGUGGCUUCUUACCCAGACUUGUUGGAAUGGAUGAAAAGGCGUUUGAAGAGAUGAUCAAUGGGGAUGUAGUUGUGGAUGAAGAUGACGAAGACGAUGACAGUGAAAUCGCAACAGAUGAUGAAUCCACUGACGGUCAAAGAAGGAAAGGCCGUCAUCACAACGAUCUGAGAAGGAAGGUGCUUAAGACACAAGCGGAGAGCAACAAAACUGGUGUUGAAGGUUCAACAGAAACCAACGCUGAUGAUGUAGAGAUGACUGAUGCCAAUGGUACCACGGAACCCGAAGCAGAAGGUACAUCAGCAGCAAAGGCAACUUGGGCAAGCACUGAUGCCUCUCAAGCAUUUGACUCAACAACUGGUCAAACCAACAGUGUCGACAAUGCAGCCAGAUCAGCACGUAAAGGUGUAAACUUCUUUUGUUCUACGCCGCAUUACGUCUUUGUACGGCUAUUGCAAUUAUUGUAUGCACGUCUUUCAAAGAUGAAGCAACUUGGAGUGGAAAUGACUCAAGAGCGAAACGGCCAUGGCCAAAGCGCCGAUCGUAGUAAAGGAAGGGCCAAUCCGAUCGCAUUAGAGUUGGGAUUGCAAGAUCCCAGCACUGGUCCAGCCGCGAUAGUGGGAGCGACUGCCGCUUCUACCGCGAACGGAGAACAAACGGUAUCGGGUAUCACCUUGCAUCCUUCACGCUAUUACGAUACCUUGCUUGAUCUUACAGAGAAGUUCUUCGAUGGUGAAUUGGACAGCAAUACUUUCGAGGAAAGCGUUCGGUAUAUGUAUGGUAUUGAAGGCUACAUUGUGUUCACCAUUGAUAAGGUUGUUGGAGCGUUGAUCAAGGCCGCUCAGGUGAUUAUGACUGAUAAUAAGAGUCAAGAGUUGCAAGGUAUCCUGGAGAACGAUCGAGGUCAAGACUACAAAGAUCAUAUCGCCCGCCGAAUGAAAGCAGAGUCUAUCAUCGGUAAAGAUGAAAACUUGUACAGGAUCGAAUGGCUGCCAAAUAAUGCUACAGUGGCUGCACCUGCAACUGCAACUGAAGAAGAAGAACCCUCUCUUGACGGAACAAUGUUGAUCCAAUUACUUUCCCGCGAUGACCUUACUUUGGAUGAAGAAUUUGAAUCUGGAACGGCACAAGAGAAAUGGUUGUACUAUAUCUCAAGCUACACCCUUUGGACGCCAACCGAAGGACUUUUGCAAGAAGCUAAAGGACCUUUCCUUGACCGAAGUCUGAAAGUUCGUCGAGAGAUCGGUGAUGAUCAAGGUACGGCGUAUAGAACGCGAAAUGGAUUGGAAAUCAAAGUAUGCAUUUCUACGUAUAGGCUAUUCUUUGGACAAGAAUCCGAAGAUUACUUUGCCCGACUUUUACCCAAGAGUACCCGUGAUCGACAAGAUCGAAAGAUGAAAGCGUUGAACCAUAAACGAAUUUCCAAAUUUAAUGAUUGGAUAGAGUCUAAACAUAAAGAUUCUUCCGGAACGGCAACAGAAGCGGAAGCCAAACCAGAAGCAACAGCCACAACCGCUAAAGCCGAAGAGGAAGCUGGUGAAAAACCAGCAACGGUCGAAGCUGCCCAGUAGUAAGAUCACAAACUUUCCGUAUUUGUUCUCAUAAACGACUCUGCACAGUCUAUAUUUUUUGCUAUGUUCUCAUGUUAUUUUUGCAAUGUAUCAAUUUUGAAGUAAAAC
Messenger RNA from Meira miltonrushii, 4212 nucleotides. RefSeq lists its product as uncharacterized. NCBI's taxonomy places the organism in Eukaryota, Fungi, Basidiomycota, Exobasidiomycetes, Exobasidiales, Brachybasidiaceae. The coding region runs from base 250 to 4104 and encodes 1284 amino acids. The transcript is spliced from 2 exons. Gene Ontology annotation, molecular function: transcription corepressor activity. Gene Ontology annotation, cellular component: Sin3-type complex; chromatin. Gene Ontology annotation, biological process: negative regulation of transcription by RNA polymerase II. The record is from RefSeq and is a predicted model, not a curated record.